AUGCACGGUUUUGGAGUCCCUAACCUCCUCAAAUUCGAAACCUCGGGCGUAUUUAGUGAGUUGAUCAACGGAAGAGGCAUUGCCCUUGGCCGGGGACAUGGAAAAUAUGCAAGUCGUAUUCCUGAAGGCGAUACAUCCACCUUGCGAUCCGACGAGAAUGAGAAAUCUGAAUUGCAAUGUUGGUCGUCAUGGAAAUCCGGAACUUGA
This is a messenger RNA of Penicillium angulare, 207 nucleotides long. RefSeq lists its product as uncharacterized. The transcript has a single exon. The record is from RefSeq and is a predicted model, not a curated record. The coding region runs from base 1 to 207 and encodes 68 amino acids. NCBI's taxonomy places the organism in Eukaryota, Fungi, Ascomycota, Eurotiomycetes, Eurotiales, Aspergillaceae.